AUGCACACAGCCCCCCGAGCCUGGCACCUGUAUGGGGGGGGCCAGGGGUACACAGGGACUGCCUCCCUGUAUGGGGGGGGCAGGGGUACACAGGGACUGCCUCCCUGUAUGGGGGGGGCACAGGAACUGUCUCUGUACCAGGUGGGGGGGGCAGUGGGGGCAGGCAGGAACUCUCUCUCUGUACAGGGUGAGGUGUGCAGGGGUGCACAGGCACUGUCUCUCUGUACCGCGGUGGGGGGGCACACAGGGACUCUCUCUGUGCCAGGUGGAGGGGGGCACACAGGGACUGUGUUUCUGUGCCAGGUGGAGGGGGGCUCACAGGGACUGUCUCUCUGUACCAGGUGGAGGGGGGCAGACAGGGACUGUCGCUCUGUGCCGGGUGGAGGGGGGCUCACAGGGACUGUCUCUCUGUACCAGGUGGAGGGGGGCGCACAGGGACUGUCUCUCUGUACCAGGUGGAGGGGGGCAGACAGGAAAUGUCUCUCUGUACCAGGUGGAGGGGGGCAGACAGGCACUGUGUUUCUGUGCCGGGUGGAGGGGGGCACACAGGAAAUGUCUCUCUGUGCCAGGUGGAGGGGGGCUCACAGGGACUGUCUCUCUGUGCCAGGUGGAGGGGGGCAGACAGGCACUGUGUUUCUGUGCCAGGUGGAGGGGGGCACACAGGGACUGUCUCUCUGUACCAGGUGGAAGGGGGCACACAGGAAAUGUCUCUCUGUACCAGGUGGAGGGGGGCUCACAAGCACUGUGUUUCUGUACCAGGUGGAGGGGGGCACACAGGAAAUGUCUCUCUGUACCAGGUGGAGGGGGGCAGACAGGCACUGUGUUUCUGUGCCAGGUGGAGGGGGGCAGACAGGAAAUGUCUCUCUGUACCAGGUGGAGGGGGGCAGACAGGCACUGUGUUUCUGUACCAGGGUGCACCAUGCCAGCCCCAGUGUGGUUUUGCUCCUGUGA
Molecule: messenger RNA, 951 nt
Organism: Caretta caretta (loggerhead turtle)
Lineage: Eukaryota; Metazoa; Chordata; Testudines; Cheloniidae
Source: RefSeq, a predicted model, not a curated record